Fusarium venenatum is the source of this 183-nucleotide messenger RNA. NCBI's taxonomy places the organism in Eukaryota, Fungi, Ascomycota, Sordariomycetes, Hypocreales, Nectriaceae. The record is from RefSeq and is a predicted model, not a curated record.
AUGAGCUUCCCUUUGAACUCCCGGAUCACUGCAUUCCUGGCUGGCAUAACACGUGGAUCAUCUCGAGCCAUGAAGUUUGCUCCCCUCAAUGGUGGUCCAACUGCCCUUCUAUCACUGUACCGGGAUAUCCACAGCUUUGCCAUACCGAAAAUGGAAGAAUUUGAAGUCGAGAUUGUACAAUAA